Molecule: messenger RNA, 1497 nt
Organism: Planococcus citri (citrus mealybug)
Lineage: Eukaryota; Metazoa; Arthropoda; Insecta; Hemiptera; Pseudococcidae
Exons: 15
Coding region: 86-1204 (372 amino acids)
Source: RefSeq, a predicted model, not a curated record
UGUCACUGUUAGGUACUUCUUAAACGAAUCAUUUCAGAUAGUUUCAGGGUCGCCAUCCGAGUAAAUUUACUUUCACGAAUCAACGAUGGGUGCAAAUUUAAAAUUCAAUCCUCAAUUCAUCUCAUUCUUAGCCUUUAUCGGACUUUACUUGACAACUCCAUUAGUCAAGGCUGACCUACCCAACAAGGAUGUAAUGAAGGCUGCUGCUUGCAUGAGAAAAGUUUUUACAGACGUCAUUACAAGCUUUCGAAACGAUGGAAUUACUUUAACAAAAGGAGAAUUUUUUGGAAUUAUGUGCAAUCAAGUAUCUGAGGAUGCCUUCUGUGACGUGAUCGCCCAAAAUGAUAUCGACGAAGACUUCAACGGGUCAUCUAUAAAAGCAUGUCUGGAAAAUACAGGCGAUGGAGAUUUAUUUCAAAAAUACGUCAAAUUAGGACAAACACUUGCAUCACCAUCUGCGGACGAAACAUUAAAACAAGACGAUGUCCCACCAACACAAUCAGAAUCUCAACAGAUAUCACCACCCUUACAAAACUUAGAAUUAGAUUCAGAGCUUACCGAUGGAAAAUCACGAAUAAAUGACGACUCGGAAGAAUCUGAAGAUGACAUUUCUCGACCAACAUCGCCUCAAAACUCAAAAUUGAAUUCUCCAGUUCUGUAUUUCAAAAGGGGUGCAUGCCAAUCUGGAAUAGCCCAAGGACUCGUAGAGUUUACUGAUUUGAAAAAUGAACAGGAUAAAAAAGACACAAUACAGUGCUUGAGGGGAUGUGCAAGUAACUUCUUAUCCAGAAUAACAAUCUUGUUAGAUCAAGCGAAAGAUGAAGUCAUCAAUUCAUCAAUCCUUGGACUAAAUGAAGAAGAAAAAGAUAUAUUGAAUGAUCUUCCGGAAUCAUCGAAGAAAUUCACGAAGGAUAAAUUUGAUACGGAACUUAACAAAGCUAUUGAAACAAACCCAUUGAGCACCAAUCCGAUCGAGGAAAUAGGAAAGAAAUACCUGAUUACUUACGAUGAACUAUACAGCAACGUGAUUAAGCAUAAAAAAGUAGGACUAAAUAAAACAAGACACAGAAAUCUAGGAUACCUGGAUGUCAAUUUAAUUGGUGCACGCGAGAUGUAUCAAAUCUGCGCUCAACUGGAAUGUUCCAUGACUACUAACAGCAUUCCAUUACUUAUACAAUUUAAUGGAAUCUGGAACCCACGAUGAUGUACUGAAAGUUUUACAGCCAUUUGAAAAAGACCAAGAAGACGUUAAGAACUGGGUGAGCGAACAUAAGAGCGAAUGGCAAAGAUUUUGCAGAGUGCUCAUGAUAGAUCCCGAAAUUGAUUCGGUAGAAAACUCGCAGCAGCAGGAAAACGUGGAUUAAAAUUGUGUAGCUCUUCUACCGAUUGAUCUUAAUGAAUAGUUUUCAAUGUACCCUAAUAAUAUGCCUACGUAUAGUUUUUAAGUUUCAAUUAUGUGCUCGUAGAAGUAAGAUGAUUAAUUUAUAAGAGUGAUUU